UUGACAAGUGCUAGUCUAGUUUACCCUGUGGUGGCUUUUACUGUCUGUGGAUGAGAGUUAUCUCUGUGUUAACGUGGGAAAUAACAUCGUAGGAUUUCCGAACAAGAACAUAAGGCCUACCCUGCACCAGCGUCUCUCCAUUUAUUCACCAUAUGUCAGGAUGAUUUUUUGGACUUAGGUUCUGAAAAGGAAAGAUCCUAUGCGAGUCAAGGACGGGGAACAGCCUGCCAUGGAAGAGGGGGUUCCCUCCGAUGCUGUCGGCAGACGAAUAAGCUGUGACGGGGAGCGGGCCACCGUGCGCUUUGUUGGCACGGUGCCUCCAACCAAAGGCGUGUGGCUUGGUGUGGAGUGGGACAAUCCAGAGAGAGGCAAACAUGAUGGCUCCCACGAGGGGGUCCAUUAUUUUACCUGCAGACACCCCACGGGUGGCUCGUUCGUGCGUCCCAAGAAGGCCAGCUUCGGGGUGGACUUCCUGACGGCCCUGAGGCAGCGGUACGAGAAGGAACGGGAGGGCAUGGAGUUCACCAUCUCUACUUGCACACUGGAGAUGGUGGGCUUCCAGGAGCUCUCCGAGAAGCAGAGAGUGGAGAACCUCAAAGAAGUGGCCCUUAGGAGCUUUGAAGUCUGGGGAACUGCCUCUCGAAAUGAAAUACAAAAGACUGCUCCAGAUGUAGAAUUUCUAGAUCUUUCUCAGAACCUGCUGAGCUCGUGGGAAGCCCUGGCAGCCAUCACAGAACAGAUGGAGAAGCUGAGGGCACUUCAGAUGGGGUACAACAGGCUGACGUUGCCCUCUGACCCUUCAAGCCUGACCCAUGCGUUCACCAACCUCAGAGUCCUGGCACUUCCUGAUUGUGGCCUCACUUGGCCUGAGGUGCUGCAGUGUGCGUGCAUGUGGCCCAGUGUGGAGGAGCUCUACCUCAGGGAGAACAACAUCACCGACCUGCAGCGGCCUGUUGAUGUUCUGCAGUCCUUGACCCAUCUAGAUCUCUCCAGGAAUCCAAUAACUUCAGAAACACUGACAGAAAUUGGAAAACUCCCCCAGUUGGACACCCUGAAUCUUUCAGAGACUGGCCUGACUAGUAUAGAGUUUAAUGAUGUGCCACCAGGCUCCAAGACAGCUAUGUUCCCUGCACUGCAGAAACUAACACUAAUGGACAACAAGAUUGCAGAGUGGUGGGUGGUGAAUGAGCUGGAGAAGUUGCGGUCUCUGGUGCAGCUGAUGCUGCAGAGGAACCCACUAAUGGAGCGCGAGAGGAACCCACAGACGGCCUGCCAGCUCGCCAUCGCACGCGUGGGACAGCUCACCAAACUCAACAACACCUCGAUUGAGGGCACAGAGAUUGAGAUAGAGAACGACAUGAAGACCCUGCAGUUCUACUCCGUAGAGGAUGGGGACAGCGUUCUGGUGCGUUGGUCCUGACUGACCUGACUGACUGACCCCCCACAGACGACCCUCGUGUCCGUCACUGGCUCCCCCAACCUUCGGCCACCAAACGGCUCGUUCGGGAGAAUCACCUUUGUCUCUCACUCCUGCUUUCUCUGUUUAGUGUCUUAGUCUCUACAAAGAUCAGUGUACGCACUCACUUCUCCACACACUGUUGGUGUAGAAUACGUAGAACAACACUGCUCGCGCCGCGCCAACACAGAGGUACUUCCCUUCGCCCCCUUUUAUGACAGUGCACCGGUGGGAUGUCUCAACCAAUCAGGUGUGAGGACAGGGGCACACAGUGAGUCUCUUAACUGACUCACCGAGUAGGAAAUCACCUUGGAAACCUCUUUGGUACCAUAGUUACAAACACCCUAAAGAUGAGCUUCCCACCGGUUGGUUGCACUUGCACGUGAUAGGACGUCUCUCGGGGACGAUUGUGGUUCUGGUGGAGCUCAAAUCUCAACCGCUUAUAGUUCAGCUGAAGGGUACAGUCUUUAACCUGUCCUUGUGCAGCACCAUGAGAGUGUGUACUGUAAUGUCUCAUACUGUGGAUAUAUAUGGAGAGAAUGCAGUGUUUACCUUUCUGUGUCAUGUAAUAUAAACAAUCAUUACACUUAGAUGUCAUCGUUAUGGAAGCACUGUAAAGGAGACUGUGGAGAGUUUUAAAAUGCCUUGCUAAGCCAUUCAUUCUUUGUAAAUAAAUGUGUCAAAUCUUA
This is a messenger RNA of Alosa alosa (allis shad), 2145 nucleotides long. It is a transcript of the gene tbce, whose product is annotated as tubulin folding cofactor E. Gene Ontology annotation, molecular function: protein binding. The record is from RefSeq and is a predicted model, not a curated record. Lineage: Eukaryota; Metazoa; Chordata; Actinopteri; Clupeiformes; Clupeidae.